This is a messenger RNA of Arabidopsis lyrata subsp. lyrata, 1855 nucleotides long. Its product is annotated as UV radiation resistance-associated gene protein. Gene Ontology annotation, cellular component: lytic vacuole; endosome. The coding region runs from base 350 to 1411 and encodes 353 amino acids. Lineage: Eukaryota; Viridiplantae; Streptophyta; Magnoliopsida; Brassicales; Brassicaceae. Gene Ontology annotation, biological process: SNARE complex assembly. The transcript has 6 exons. Gene Ontology annotation, molecular function: SNARE binding. The record is from RefSeq and is a predicted model, not a curated record.
GUAACCUCUGACCCGGAAGUUUCUAAUCUCCAUCUCUUUCCUAAAGUAACAAACUUUAAAAUUUCUGCAAAAUCGAACAACGAAUCAGCCUGAGAAGCUUCUUCAAUCCUGUGUAUCAAUCUCUCAUUUCUCCGAUUCGUUUCUAGCUUUCGUUUCUCUUCCUUUGAACCAAUCAUCAUCUCCAGGUGAUCGGUUUUCUUAAAGUUAGGGUUUUUGAUUGUUCUAAUCCGAUCUCUCGGUUCCGUUAAGAUUGGUGAUGAAAUUCGAGGCGUGAUAUGAAAAGAUCUGGGUAUUUUCGUAAAGACUUGAUGCCAGAACUUGCGUUGCGUGGGUUCCGAGAUCAUUGUUGAUGGAAGGAGAAUCAGAGCGAAGUUUGUCAGAAAAUUUGAGAAGAAGCGAUCGAGAAGAUGUGAAGAUUAUAGAGUGGGAAGAAUUUGACCAUGAGCUCACGAGGUUAUGGAGUCUUUCUUCUGCUCUGAAAUUAGCAACAGAGAAGAAGCAAAUCCUGCAGCCCAAACUUGAGUCUCUUAUUCAGGUUAGUACUGAAUCAUUGAGACGCACUAAUGAACUUGAAGAAAUGCGUCAGAGAUUGGAAGCAAGAAAAUUGCUGGUGGACAAGACAUCAAUUGCUUGCAAAGUUAUUGAGCAGGAUGUUAAAAAGAAAGAGGAUAAUCUAAGUACAGAAGUGAGAUCUUUGCUAGUAGGCGGAACAACUCUUUCCAUUGCUAAAAGUAAAUUGCAGGAAUCCAACUGCCAACUAGAAGGAGAGAGUGGUUAUGCACAUUUAAAGAUUGUAACGAAUAAGCUGAGAAAGAGGCAGCAGUUCAUGAUAUCUCAAGUUUCAUUUAUCUAUCCCUUGAAGAUUGAGGCUGGACCUUCACAAGACCAAGAACUGGAAUCAUUUCCUGGUGGCAGUAGAUUAGUAGGGACUAAGCCUCUGAGUCAAGGAUCUGUGAGAAUUCUGGGGUUGCCUUUUAGUAUGGCCCCGUUUACUAGGAUGAGCUUCUUCACUGACAAGAAAGAAGUUCAGAAGUCCGCAACCGCCCUGGGAUAUGUAGCCCAUGCUGUGUCCCUAAUAGCUCCUUACUUGAGAAUGCCUAUUCGUUAUCCUUUGCGCCUAGGUGGUUCCAAAACAUACAUUCGAGACUAUGCACCUUACAUUGAGCCUUCACAAUCAGACAUGUCUCCGAUUACCACGCUUUCCCAAAAUUCUAACUUUGUAGAGUUUCCUCUGUUUCUGGAUGGUCAAGAUACAACACGAGCUGCCUACGCUGUCUUCUUAUUAAACAAGAACAUCGAGCAACUCCUGAACUUUGUGGGGGAAAAUAGUCUAGGACCACGUCAGGUUCUAGCAAACCUGAAGGAGCUAAUUCGAAUCAUCCAAUCUCCAGAUUAUAUCGAUUAUUUAUGAUGAUGACGAUGAUGAUUACGACAAUAAUGAUGAUGAUGAAGAUCUCCAACAAUGUUUUCUCCUCAUGUUGAUCGAUCCUUUCCUUCUCACACAUCUUCCGGUGUCUCUUCUUUUUCCUUGAAUCACCUAAAGUCAGACACUUUGUGGAGGUAAAAAAGUAAAAAUUAUUUAUUUCGUUAUAGAAAUUUUAGACAUGGAAAUUCUCUUUAGGAUGAGACUCCUCUCUAGAUGUGAUGUUUUUGGUUUGGAGAGACAGACGAUAAACGAAAAGCGUAGUCUAUUAUACAGUUUUUUUUUUAGUUCUUCUAACAGAUGUAUUUGUUUUUGUUUUUUGUUUUCCUUUUUUUUUCCUUCUCUUUGUGCUAGUAUCAUUUGAAAUAUGUUUGAAUUUGUAAGUUAACAACAAUGAUGCUUGUUGCAUGAGUCAGUACAAUUUUCAACGUA